AUGCCGACUACGAUGCCGGCGAAACGUUUGGGAAUGUACCACGUCCACGGUUUAACUUUGGAAAUGAUCAUGCAGACAAUGGACUCCCGACUAGUUCCGCAUGUGCUUGUAGGUUUGUUAAUUCCAGAUUCACUCCAUGAUUUAACUGGUGUACACGUAGCCGACGUAUAUCACGCCUUCCGUCUCCACUGCAGCACUUUUGUGAUGUUGGAGUAUAUCUACAUUAUCUGUUAUGAUGCUUUUGGUUCUGGGUCCCUAGGUGAAUCUUCUCACUUAGAAACCGACUUUGCUGCUAAUACUUACAUUCAAGCCUCUCUUCCUCCCGAACCUGUUGCAGCUGCUGUCAGCACCUCGUCCACUUCGGAAGUUUCCUGCUUUAACAAUCCCUUACUUGUUUUUGGCCAAUUUUCCGCGUCAGAUCCACUUGGUCCUAGUAUGGCCAAAGAUUUUGGUCUGUUAAUGGCCAACCAUCGAACUCUGCCGUCUUCAUCUGGGAUGUCUGCUAUGCUCCUUACACCCAAUUGUCGAAUACCUUCUGGUAUGCCGACUACCAAUCCCCCCACCACGCCCACUUCCUGCAUCGAUAAUCAUCAACCUGACCCUGUGGUCACUCGAUCGAUGAGCAGUGCGAAUAAGCGUAACCAGACAUCAACUGGCAUUUCGGGAAACCAGGUCGCAUCUGCAACUAGGCAUCGAUUAAACGGUCUUUACAAUCAACAACAAAGCCAACGGCAACAACGCAAAGAUCCCUCGUCAUUAUCGGAGCUCACCCGAUCGCGACAAGUACCUCUUAAUCGAAGUGACGACUCCAACAGUGGUGCAUUUCCAAACAACUAUUCUCAGGGGUACUCUUUACAUGCAGGGGAUUUGCUUUUCGCAUCCUCAUCGCAGGUCGUCGCACCACUCAAUCAACAGGCCUCAUCAUGUGCUACACAGUCUUUGUCUCAGCCAUCGGCACUCGGACUCAUUGCACGUAAUCUGGGGUCACAAUUACGAUCUCACCUAACCUCGGGACCGGCGCUUUUUCCCCAACACCAAGGCGAACCAAUUCCUGACCAGCUUUUGCGUGACUGGAUUCAUCAUUCAGCGCUUCGACUUCGCCAGCGCAUUGUCUUUCACCUCAAGCAAUCAUCUUUAGUCACAUCCUGUCAUUCUGCCGUCCAGGCGGAUGGGAAUAGUUGUCAGAUUAUGAGCAACCUCGCUUAUGAUCAGCCUCAUCUCCUUAAUAGCGGGACAUCUGAUAUCCUGAUGGAAUAG
Molecule: messenger RNA, 1257 nt
Organism: Protopolystoma xenopodis
Lineage: Eukaryota; Metazoa; Platyhelminthes; Monogenea; Polystomatidea; Polystomatidae
Source: the annotation of a GenBank genome assembly